AUGGUGCCAAUGUUAGAAGAGUAUAAAGCUACCAUUGGGAUUGAUUUCAAAUCAAGAAUCAUAGAACCCCCGAUUGGAUUAAAGCCUGCAAGUGUGAUAGCUGAAUUCCUCAACUUGAAGACUUCUCAAGUGGAAAAGCUGAUUAAGUCAAAUACUGGGAGAUUCUCCUUAUCCUUUCUAAUGGCAAAGUACUCCAAAUUGCCAAAGGAAACUGGGAAUAUUUCUGCGAAGGUUUUCAUUCUUGCUUUCUUUGGGUUUUUCUUAUUCCCUAUAUCAAGAACCGGGUUGAAUCCUCUAGUUGCAGAACGACACAUGCGCAUUCAAGAAAUUUGUUCAGCCGUCAAUCCUAUUGAGAGGUACCUUAAAAUCCAAGAGAAACUACCCAAAUACUUCUUCCAUGAAUGGGCUAACUUCAUCAGGGCCUUGACUCCCGACCAGUUCCAAUGGAGGAUCAAGUGGCCAAAGAUAGUCAAAGCUCGGAUUACUUGUCAAGAAGGCAAUUUGGUGCCAUUGCUUGGUUUGAAUGGUGGAACCACCUAUUGCCCAUUAAGAAUUGUGCGACAAUUUGGAAUGAUUCAAUACAUACCACCUGGUUGGCAUCCCGAGGAGUUCACAUUCGCGAUACCACAAGGAUCCCUACCGGAAGAAGAAAGUAGAAAGUUGCAAAAAAGAGUUGAUAAAAUUAUCGAUUCUUUAAAGAGAUCAACUGAGCAAAUGGUGAAAUGGCCCGAAGAUUUGAAAGGAGAGAUGAAGCUCUACUUAGCAUCCAAUGAAUACAUAAAGUGGUUGAAAGCUAAGCGUCCAAUUGACAUUGAACCGUAUAUACCAUUGAGUGUUACCAUUAACCUCGAUGAGCCAUAUGUCCCAGAGUACAUUAUGCCGAAUACACCUGGUGUGGAGCCAUAUAUUCUUGAAGAAGUUGUGAUCGGUGUAGAAGAAUGGGAAGCACGGGUAACAUAG
Messenger RNA from Syzygium oleosum, 960 nucleotides. RefSeq lists its product as uncharacterized. Lineage: Eukaryota; Viridiplantae; Streptophyta; Magnoliopsida; Myrtales; Myrtaceae. Bases 1 to 960 code for a protein of 319 amino acids. The transcript is spliced from 3 exons. The record is from RefSeq and is a predicted model, not a curated record.